Messenger RNA from Paramecium sonneborni, 796 nucleotides. The record is from the annotation of a GenBank genome assembly. Lineage: Eukaryota; Ciliophora; Oligohymenophorea; Peniculida; Parameciidae.
AAAUAAAAGCCAUGAGUGAUCAUGAAGAUAAAGAAAAUGAGAUAUAAGAAGAAACAACAUCAAAUCCACCUAAAUUUGAAGACUAUUCUAAUGUAUGAAAAUAAUAAAUACUUAGAUGGAUAAAACGUAAAUUCCAAUUUUUGAAAAGAAUGCAGGAACAGAAUGCUUUAAGAAAGGUGAUUAUUUCGAAGCAACUCGUCAUUAUGCUAAAGUAGCAAUUUUCUAAUAUUUAAGGCAGUAAUGGCAUAUUAAUUUUUAAUAAAAGAUGGAGUGGUGAAUGAUCCAGAAGAAAUGUAAAAAUUGACUUAAGAAAUAUAUGUAAGAUAAAAUAUAUAUAUAUUAUUUAGCUUCCUUGCAAUCUCAAUUUAUCUCUUUGCUAUAUCAAAUAAAAAGAAUAUUAAAUGGGAAAGGAUUUUGCAAAUAAAGCAUUAGAAGUUGAAGCAAAUAAUGUAAAAGGUUUGUAUAGAAGAGGAAUAUGCUUGAUGAAUUUAUAAGAAGUAAACCAUAAUUUUAGAAAAAGUUUAAAGCAGCUGGAGAGGAUAUUAAAAGAAUUUUAGAAAUAGAACCAAAUAAUGAAGAUGCAAAAUUAGCUUGGGAACAAUUAUUAAAAAAGAAAGAAUAAAUUAAACAGAGAUAGAAAGCAAUAAGUGAAAAAAUGUUAAAUAGUUUGAAUUAUGAGGAUAAAAUUGAAACUUAAAAAAGUAAUGGGAAAAAAAGUUGGUUUAGAUAGAAAUAUGAUUGGUUAAAAUAAAUAUUGUGUGUUAGAAAAAAAGCCAAAAAAAAUUGAGGUUAGGAU